AUGAUUAAUAUGACACAAGUAUUCACACCUAUAGAAGAUGCGCUUGCCGCUUUUAAAAAGGGGGAGUUUCUCGUUGUAAUGGAUGACGAAGAUCGAGAGAAUGAAGGAGACUUGAUCAUGGCUGCUGAACUAAUAACCCAGGAGCAAAUGGCAUUUUUGGUUCGUCAUUCAUCGGGGUACAUUUGCGCCCCAUUAUCGACUGAAAGAGCCGACAAGUUGGAAUUACGUCCAAUGAUUGAACAUCAGACUGAUAGACACGGGACUGCGUACACCGUUACUUGUGAUUAUGCUGAUGGUACUACCACGGGUAUCUCGGCUCAUGAUCGUGCACUUACUGUUAGAUCACUUGCCAAUAAGAACUCGAAGCCCGAUGACUUUAUAAAACCGGGCCAUGUUGUUCCGUUGAGAGCAGUUCCUGGAUUGUUAAACAAAAGAAGAGGCCAUACCGAAGCUGCUGUUCAAUUGUGCGAAUUGACUGGUUUGCAACCAGCUGCAGUAAUUUGUGAGUUGGUGAGAGAUGAAGAUGGGUUGAUGAUGAGACUUGAUGAUUGUGUCAAGUUCAGUCAAGAACAUAAUGUUAAAAUCAUCAAUAUUAAACAAUUGGUUGAUUAUAUCAAUCAAUAA
Lodderomyces margitis is the source of this 624-nucleotide messenger RNA. RefSeq names its product 3,4-dihydroxy-2-butanone-4-phosphate synthase (gene RIB3). The coding region runs from base 1 to 624 and encodes 207 amino acids. Gene Ontology annotation, biological process: riboflavin biosynthetic process; aerobic respiration. The transcript has a single exon. Gene Ontology annotation, molecular function: 3,4-dihydroxy-2-butanone-4-phosphate synthase activity. Gene Ontology annotation, cellular component: mitochondrial intermembrane space; cytosol. The record is from RefSeq and is a predicted model, not a curated record. NCBI's taxonomy places the organism in Eukaryota, Fungi, Ascomycota, Pichiomycetes, Serinales, Debaryomycetaceae.